AUGGUCCGAGACAUGUCGGGCGCCAGGGAGAUGACGAUGGAGCAGAUGAUAGCCAUGAAGGAGGGCCUGGAGGCUCAGAUCCGCGCCAUGGGUCAGCCGGAGGACCCAAAAGCGUGUCUUAAAGGCAAGUUCUCACAAGCAGCUGGCUACAAGGCCGACGUGGAGGAGGAGCCCAGAAAGCUGGAAAGUGGCCAGACGUACGAAGUCGUAGCGAAUUUCGUUGCUGUUCGGAAGCUUCCGUCGCUUGAGGCUCCUUUCGUUCGUCGGCUACAGAAAGGUGCCAAAGUCGAGAUGUUUGAGUGGGACAAGACCCGUCGAUGGCGGAGGGUGUGCAUCGAAGCGCCCGUCGAUGCGCAGGUGAAGCCAAGGGCUCCGACCAUGACAGAGGCACAGAAGAGGUGGGCGACCGCUGAGCCCGUGUGGGAUUCGGUGAGUGGAAAAUGGGUGGAUGCCGCCCCAAAGGUCGAAGUCUUGGAUUCCGACUCCGACGCGGAGGAUGCGGUGGUGAGAAGAGAUGCAUGGAUCAUGGUUCACCAUCCAGACAUGGGCCUUCUACUUCAAGCAGUACAACCUGAUGACGUACCGGAAACCCCACUCAGCGAUUCUGCUGCGAAGGAGCCGAAGCCUGUCAGCAGGCAGCAAGACCAACAGCUGCCUGGGCAAGCAGCGGUGCCUGCCGCUGCGUUUGCGGUGGAGAAGGCGCGCUUCGAUUUCUAUUGGGGCAACACUCCCAAUGCAUCGCCGCCGCCCUUGCAGAGUCAGCCAAUCGUUCAGAGUCAUGGAGCACAGAUUCUACCGGCGGCACGUCAUGACGCAGCUUUCACCCCUGAAGUGCCGGCCGAGCCGGCUCUCAUCGCGGCGGUGCGAAGUGGAGAUGAAGAGUCGGUUCGCGUUCUGCUGCAGACUGGUCACGAUCCCAAUGUUGUGGAUGCUUUGGGCACUUCGGCAGCACAAUGCUGUUUGCCCAAGAGUGUUCUCCUAUGA
This is a messenger RNA of Symbiodinium necroappetens, 984 nucleotides long. NCBI's taxonomy places the organism in Eukaryota, Dinophyceae, Suessiales, Symbiodiniaceae. The record is from the annotation of a GenBank genome assembly.